Molecule: messenger RNA, 3327 nt
Organism: Hydractinia symbiolongicarpus
Lineage: Eukaryota; Metazoa; Cnidaria; Hydrozoa; Anthoathecata; Hydractiniidae
Product: metabotropic glutamate receptor 3-like
Exons: 3
Coding region: 173-2848 (891 amino acids)
Biological process (GO): G protein-coupled glutamate receptor signaling pathway; regulation of synaptic transmission, glutamatergic
Cellular component (GO): membrane
Molecular function (GO): adenylate cyclase inhibiting G protein-coupled glutamate receptor activity
Source: RefSeq, a predicted model, not a curated record
AUUUUAAAAAACAAUUUUAUGUUUAUUUGGUUCAUUUAUAGUGCAAAGCUGGAAUAAAAGCAUGAUCUUUUAUAUGACUCAUUAACCCAGACGAAGUGGCGCACCUUAAAUAAACUUCGAGAAUGUUAUUUGUCAGGUCCUUUUUAUAGAAGUGGAAUCAAAAACAAACAAGAUGUAUUGUGCAAUUUAUUCUUAUUUAUCGAUUGCAUUCGUACCAAUGAUUCUCACCCAAGUGUUACCCAACAGGACCACAAGGAAAAGCAUCACAUCAACACCAUUUUUAAAAGAUAACGAUAACAACAUUGCAAGCACAGACAAGCCACCAAGAAUUAUUCACGGACGUGGAACAUUCGUCAUCAGUGGGCUAUUUCCAAUUACAGAACCUUCAUCCGAAAUCAAUGUUCAGUCAGGCAUUAUGAUGGCAAUAGCAAUGAAGUAUGCCUUGGAACGCAGCAGCAGCUUUUAUGGCUACAAUGUAAACCAUGACAUUCUGGAUGCAGUUGGUGAUUACAAAGUACGCGAACAAGUUUUAAAUACAUUCAUACAGGGAAAACAAUUUCUCGUCGGUCCAUACUCAUCCGAAACAACAUACAUUAGCAAUAUAUUGGCUAGCACGUUUAUGCUACAAAGCAUCUCUUAUGGUGGGACCUACAGUGACUUUUAUAAUAAUGAUAUAAGUCAUAAAUAUAUGGUACGUUCAAUCCAAUCUGAUGUGUACCGCAUUCACGCUGUUUUGGAUGUUGUCAAGGAAUUGCAAUGGAAUUAUGUCUCAGUUGUAAGCUCUUUCAACUAUAAUGGAGAAAGGGAAGCAAUCAAUUUUGUGUCUAAGUUGUCAAUGAUAGACGCGUGUCUUGCUAAUCAGUUUGAUUUGCCCAAAAAUCCUACAGAAAAGGAGUUUGUGCAAAUUGUAAAAGGUUUACACAUGGACCGUCGCGUUAAAGCCGUAGUUUUGUUUACAUCAAAGCAAGAUUCCCGAUACUUUUUCCAAACUUUGGCAAGACUUAAUAUGGAAGGGCUUUUCUUUAUCUUGUGUGUGUAUGGCUGCACUAACUAUGUUGAAGUUAUAAAAGACAUAGAAGAAACGACAGUUGGCGUGUUAAGCCUGGAUGUACACAAUCCAGAAGUGAUCGGUUUCAAGGAGUAUUUUUUAAGUCAAAAGGUCUCGCAUGAGUCACCGGAAUACUUUAAGAACUAUUGGGAAACAUUGUUUGAGUGCCAUCUUAAUAAAACACAUAACUUAGGCCUAUACAGUAAGAAUUGCACUAAAAAUGAAACUUUGACAGAAACUGAUUACUACCCGAAUACGCCUAUACAUACUGUUGUAAAUGCAGUAAGCGCUAUCAUCAAAACGCUUAAGUCCUUUAUAGAGAAAACCUGCAAUGAAAAUAGCUCAUCAUUAGAUGGAACUGAUAAAUGCCCAAUACAACCGUCUAAAGUGCAUAGAAUUGCAGACAAUAUUACUCGACUGUUCAAUGAUAUUAUGUCGGCGCCAGAUGGUACGAUUUUGGAGCAGAGUGACUUAGUAAAACACGACAGUUCCAUAAUACAGUUUGAUCUUCAUAACUUUAUCAAAACAAAUAAAACUUACCAAAGUCUUCUCAUAGCUGAAUGGAAAAUCAAAUUAAGUGAUGAAGAGAAGAAGACUAAAAAAGCUGUAGAAAUUAUGGCAACACGAAAAGGAGAAUUGACAGUACUUCACGAGAUACACUUACGCAAUGGUUCGCAUGGUGAGUUAAAAGCAUUUUGCAGUGAACCCUGUAAAAGAGGCUUCCAAUACGUUCUAGAUACUGACGUAUCGAAAUCAGAAUGCUGCUGGACAUGUCAUAAAUGUCCGGAUAAUAAUAUUUUUGUGAACAACACCUGUGUCAAAUGCAGAGACAUUGAACAAGCUGAUAGUAACUGGACCACAUGCUUGCCACUGCCCACUCGCUUUAUCGAACACAAGAAAAAUGUGUUACCUUACCUUUUCACGCUGGCAAGUCUCAUUGGUCUUGUUUUCGUUCUGAUCGUCGUUUCCUUUUUUAUUCACUACAACCACUUCCGUCUUGUGAGAGCAUCGGGUAGAGAUUUGUGCUACAUGAUCCUGGUGGGAAUUGGGUUGACGUUUCUCAGUCCAUUUUUGUUUUUUAUUGAGCCGUCACUCACUGUAUGCGUGGUACGUGAAGGCUUACCUGGCGUGGCUUUUCUUAUUUGUUACGCACCGUUAUUUUUAAAGAUUUACCGCAUUUUUCGAAUUUUUCGACAUGCAAGAAAGUCCAUCGCAAGACCACCAAUGGUCAGCUCGAGGUCCUUACUUUUAAUGUCUUUGGGCAUUGUAGCAGUUCAAAUACUUUUGAUUGCAGUUUGGUUUUUGUCAAAUAUUCCCGAACCAAAACUGAAAGUAUCAAAGAACAGAAAAUACGUCACGAAAACCUGUAUAGGCGAUACAAGCCCGAUGCUACUAUUUUUAAACCUUGCAUUGAGUGUCUUCUUCAUGUUAGCCUGUACAGUGCUAGCAUUUAAAACAAGACAUUUUCCAAAAAACUACAACGAAGCAAAGUAUAUUGGAAUCACGCUUUACAUUACCUGUGUUGCAUGGUCCAUCUUUCUACCAGCAUAUUUUCUAAUCCCGGAGAAAGAUUUUAUUCGAGAAUAUCUUGUAAUCAGCAUAUGCUUGCUAAUUGGGUUUGUGACCAUAUUUGGACUGUUCGGUCAUAAAAUUAAACUUUUGAUAUUCCAAGAAGAAUUAAAAAACAGUUUGAAUUCGAAUUUACCCACGUGGUAUUUGAGCCAUAGCAGUGGAAAUGGAGUUGAAGAGAAGAUGGUCACAGAUACCUAUGGCAACGGAACAUCAGAGACUGAUAUGUAGUAUUUAUUUGAUUGAUGUUAUUAAUAAUAUUUGUUUAUAAAUGAUAGACAACAGUUAAUUGUAUGUGAUGUCUUUAGCUAUACUAGCUAGACUUUAGAAUAAACCUUUUAUCGUUCUACUAAAGAAAAUGCUGACUUCGUGGUUUCGUGGAUCAAUGCAAAGACUUUGUUUACUUAUUUUUUGAUCAGUAAAUGGAAAAAUUGCAUUGCUGCAAAGCCAUGCCAGCUGUGAAACCACGAAGCUAUCGAGAUGUUAAAACACUAAUUUAAAGGGGAAUUCUGAAGUUGUUAUUCGACUUUUUAAAAUGAUAAUGUUACUGUUUUGUCGUUUUCAAUAUUUUUUUAGAAAAUUCUAUUUCAGAUUCUAUGUAGAGAGAUUGCACUGUUCACGUGUAUACGGUUAUUUGUUUACUCUUUUUUGUUUUUAUUUUCUUGCAUGUAAAUAUUCCAUUUAAUUCAUUGAUUUGUACAAAGAAAACU